Meyerozyma guilliermondii ATCC 6260 is the source of this 3639-nucleotide messenger RNA. It is a transcript of the gene SAC3, whose product is annotated as Sac3p. The transcript has a single exon. The coding region runs from base 1 to 3639 and encodes 1212 amino acids. NCBI's taxonomy places the organism in Eukaryota, Fungi, Ascomycota, Pichiomycetes, Serinales, Debaryomycetaceae. The record is from RefSeq and is a predicted model, not a curated record. Gene Ontology annotation, cellular component: nucleus; cytoplasm; transcription export complex 2. Gene Ontology annotation, biological process: mRNA export from nucleus.
AUGUCGGUUCCUGGACCUAAUAGUGGCCCAGAUAAGAGACUGAAUGGCUCCGAUCGGCGCCAGAAACGCAAACCUGGUGCCAGAGCUGGAACGACCAACAACAACCUACCCGCCAACAACACCACAUUUAGCCAACACAAGCCUCAAACAAACACUAGUAGUGCCAAUGGCGAUACGAACCGAAGACCAGAUCGAAGGCGAAAUCGUGACGAUAAACGAAAUACGAAUGGUGGUCAACAUAAGCCAGUGAGAGGCACCGAUGGGUUUUCCCCGUCAGAAAUAGCAGAAACCGGGCCCAUUGUCGCAGACCCGACCUCCCUUGGGUAUAAGAAACAGACAAGGACCCCUCGACCGAAACCCAAAUAUCUACUUCCCCAGCAAAAAGUGCUUAGUGCACCACCAUUUGUUCAAGACAAAUGGGACGAAGACAACCAGCAAAAGAUGCUCGAGAUGGAGCUGAAGAGCAAUGGACAAGAUUACCAAGGACUAUACGAAGAACUUCAGGCAAUGCGUGAAGUAGAAAGAAAGCAUAUGGAACUUGCUGGACUCGUCGAUGCAGAAAACACAAGAAAAGACUUGAACGAUGCCAUUUCUUUCCGAGGCACAUGUCAAGAUAUGUGCCCAGUUUUCGAGAGAGUGAGACGUGCUCUCGAAAACAAUGUUCAAUCAUUGGAACGUGAUCCUGUCACCAAUAAAAUAUCGCGGUCUCGAGCCGUGAAGGCAUUUUCAAGACCUGCCGCUGGACAACCACCUCCACUUCCGUCCGAAGUCAGACCUCCUCAGGUUCUUAAGAGCACAUUAGACUAUUUGGUCGAUGAAAUUCUUCCCCAAUUGCCUGCUGCCCAUCCAUUUAUAUGGGAUAGAACCCGGUCGAUCAGACAGGACUUCACAUACCAGAACUAUUUUGGCCCCGAAGCGAUUGAUUGUAACGAAAAAAUUGUUCGUAUACACCUUGUUUCGCUUCAUAUCAUGGCUGGAAGCGACAUGGAAUAUUCUCAACAACAGGAAUUGGAACAAUUCAACAAGGCUCUUCAGACCCUCAUGGAAAUAUAUCAAGAUGUGAGGAACCAAGGAGGUAAAGCCCCCAACGAAGCCGAAUUUCGUGCUUAUUAUCUAUUGAGUCAUAUUCGUGACCCGGAACUCGACCGUGAGCUUCAAAGAUUGCCCCAAGAAUUGAUGAAGGACUCUCAGAUACAGUUGGCUUUGAUGUUUCGAAAUAUAAUUUCUCAGUCCAACAUCGUUGAGAGAGGCUAUAAAAAUUCUGUGGGAGCCUUGAAUCUAUAUAGAGAGUUUUUCCGGUUGGUUUACAACCCUCAGGUCCCAUAUUUGAUGUCUUGCUUGCUUGAAACCCAUUUCAACACCAUACGGUUCUAUGCCUUAAAGGCGAUUUCAAGAGCUUUUCAUUCGAAAGGUAAACCAUGUUCGGUUAAUCUGUUGUCCGAAAUGCUCGGGUUUCACUCAUUCGAAACCCUUGAAAAGUUUGUCCAGCACUUUGACAUCGAUGUCAAGGAAGUAGAUGGAGAAAGGGUGUUGGAUUUGUUUAAUCGUGAAAAGUUGGAACUGACAUACAAAUUGAAUUCUAUUCAUGAUAAAGCAAAACAGCCACAAGCUUAUUCACCACAGCUCAAUAGCAAGUUAUCAGGAGAGCUCAAAGACGUGAUAAAUCUGGGUAAGCCAAAUGUCUCUUUGAACUUGAAGAACAGUGCCCAGCAGAUAAUCGUUAAGUCGACCAUACCUCCACCGUCAGCUCAACCUAUUCCUUCUUUAGCUGAGCCAGAGCCAAAGGCAGGUUCAUUGGCAGACUUUUUGAGUAAGGGUGGGACCAAUGUCGACCUUAACAAAUCUGCAUUUUCAUUCGGCAGUAACACCAACACUGAUACUAAGAGUGAAGUGAAAAAGUCAUUUCAGUUUGGUACAAGUACAACUACAGAGAAGAAGGUGGUAGAGACUCCAUUGUCCAACUCCAACAAAGCAGCCGAAAACAAGCCAGAAGUUGUUCCUCCAAAACCUACAGAGACCGUCUUUAAACCACUCCAGGAACUGAAACUCAACUUUGGUUUUGGUCUGGGCUCUUCUCAAACAAACUUGACCCCAACACUCCCGACACCAUCAGAGAAAAAGCCCGAAUCAACAUCUGGAAAUAUAACCCAACGGGUGUCACCAUCUAAACUCAUUGAACACAAACUGUUUGCUGAAGCUUCCAGACAGAUUACCGAUGUGCUCAUUCAAAAAUGCAUCGAAAGUGAAUUACUUUCAUCUUUGCCAGCAUUCGUCAACCGCGAGCGUCACAAUCGAGCACGAGAGCAAAUAGUGUCUUCUUUAUCCAAAGAACUUUUCGAUGCUUUUCUAUCGGAGGUCAUAUACCAAAGGAUUCUUGCCAGUAAAGCGGACGAGUACUAUCACAAAAUAUUGAAGAAAAAGAUGCUGCGCAAGAUUGUUAACAGGGUGCAUCAGAUAUCUCAAGAGUUUCAGAGAAAGCGGAGUCGGUUACAUGAACUCAACCAGUCAAACUUCCACAAACCCAUCAGAAAAAGGACUUCUGCGAACUCUAGUUUGCAAUCAAUUUCCUCAUCAUUUGUCAAAAGACGUACUAUGGAAUCAGAUCGUACCGUGGAAAACAUUGGCGAGAGACGUGAGGUGAUAAAAGAACUUUGGCAACCCAUAAACUGGUCAGAAUUUGCUAGACAGUGCUCCUCUAAAUUGCGGCUGCAUACGGGCCCGGUUUCGUUGAAAUUUCUCAUAGUAGUCAAAGACUGGAUGUCACCAUACUCUAAAUGGCUCAAUACCAAGUUGGAAUUGAGCCUCAAUAGAGAAAAGUUGGUCUACGAGAAGGAGGUGAAAGCGAAAAGGUUCAACUUGGAGGUGACAAGUCUACCUGGAAAUGACUACUUGACAAAGACGUUUUUCCUGAAUGCAUCAUUUAUCUUGUUUGAAUGUGGUUUGGUUACGUCGAACCAACUUGACCUGUACGGAAUGGAUAUACUUCAAAAACUUGAGGCUGAUGCAAGGACACUCACCAAGAUUAUUCAAUUGGUCGACAAGCAUGCUUACUACAAAACACAACUAUUGAUCUUGUUUUGGGAUGCUGGAGAAAAUGGAAUUACUAUCGAUAAAGUUGAAACAAUAUUGCAACUUUCAAAAUGGAAGCAGCUUACCAACAUAUCCAACAUUGUCCUUUGUGACAUGACAGCUACCGACGUUGAUGUCAAUGCUGCGUUGAUACGUGGGUUUGACACUAUGGCUCAAUCUUUUGAUGGCAGUCUCACUAGUAGAGGUAUACGCAAGACAGCACAAGCAAACAAUAAUCGAAGUGUUAAUUUAAGUGCCAUCAAUGAUACAUUUAAGGAGCAAGAACAGAGCCUUAUACAAACGGCUCAUGAAGCGAGAAAGUACGAUUAUUUGUCCAAUCACCUUAAAAAAACCAAUACCGAGCCGGUGUCCGCAUCGGUCCACUCGAGCAUUGCACAAGAUCAAACCACAUUUAUGAAUAUGUCUCGCUUGACAGGGUUUGGUCAAGGCGUGAUGGAGGAGAGUACACCUAUAGCUACUCCAGGCAAAACAUUCACCAAGCCCAAUGGAAGGAGCUUGCAACAAUUACGAGAUUUAACAGCGUCAGUUCGCAACAAGUACAAACAUUAA